CUCCACCUCCACCUGCCCCUCCACCUUCACCUGCUCCCCUGCCUGCCUCCACCUGCCCUCCACCUCCACCUGACCCCUCCACCGUCACCUACCCCUGCUCCUCCACCUGGCCCCUCCACCUCCACCUGCCCCACCUUCCCCUCCACCUGCACCUGCUCCCAACCCUUCACCUCCACCUGCCCUCCAGCUCCACCUCCACCUGCUCCCCUGCCCACACCAGCUCCACCUGCCCCCUCCAGCUCCACCUGCCCCCUCCAGCUCCACCUGCCCCCUCCACCUCCAACUGCUCCCUGCCCCCACCAGCUCCACCUGCUCCUCCAGCUCCACCUGCCCUCCAACUCCACCUGCUCCCUGCCCCCACCAGCUCCACCUGCCCACUCCACCUCCACCUGCCCCUCCAGCUCCAUCUGCCCCCUCCUCCAUCUGCUCCCUGCCCUCCAGCUCCACCUGCCCCCUCCACCUCCACCUGCUCCCUGCCCCACCAGCUCCACCUGCCCCACCUACACCGGUCCCCUUCACCUCCAGCUGUCCCUCCACCUGCACCUGCUCCCUGCCCUUUCACCUCCAGCUCCACCCUGCUCCCUGCCCUCCGCCUCACACCUGUCCCCUUCACCUCCACCUGUCCCCUCCAGCUCCACCUGCCCUCUCCACCUCCACCUCCACCCUGCUCCCUGCCCCCACCAGCUCCACCUGCCCUCCCUCCACCUCCAGCUCGACCUUCCCCCUCCACCUCCACCUGCUCCCCUGCCCCCACCAGCUCCACCUACCCCUUCACCUCCACCUGCCCCCUCCAGCUCCACCUGCCCCUCCACCUACACCUGUCCCCUUCACCUCCAUCUGCCCCUCCACCUACACCUGUCCCCUUCACCUCCACCUGCCCCCUCCACCUACACCUGCUCCCUGCCCCCACCAGCUCCACCUGCCCUCUCCACCUACACGUGUCCCCACCUCCACCUUCCCCUCCACCUCCACCUGCUCCCUGCACCUACGAGCUCCACCUACCCCCUUCACCUCCACCUGCCCCUCCAGCUCCACCUGCCCUCCACCUCCACCUACCCCUGCCCCCACCAGCUCCACCUGCCCCCUCCACCUACACCUGUCCCCUUCACCUCCACCUGUCCUCCACCUGCACCUGCUCCCUGCCCCUUCACCUCCAGCUCCACCUGCCCCUGCCCUCCACCUACACCUGUCCCCUUCACCUCCACCUGUCCCCUCCAGCUCCACCUGCCCUCUUCACCUCCACCUCCACCUGCUCCCUGCCCCCACCAGCUCCACCUGCCCUCCUCCACCUCCAGCUCCACCUGCCCUCCACCUCCACCUGCUCCCUGCCCCCACCAGCUCCACCUACCCCUUCACCUCCACCUGCCCCCUCCAGCUCCACCUGCCCCCUCCACCUACACCUGUCCCCUUCACCUCCACCUGCCCCCUCCACCUACACCUGUCCCCUUCACCUCCACCUGCCCCUCCACCUACACCUGCUCCCUGCCCCCACCAGCUCCACCUGCCCCUCCACCUACAUGUGUCCCCUUCACCUCCACCUUCCUCCACCUCCACCUGCUCCCUGCACCCACCAGCUCCACCUACCCCCUUCACCUCCACCUGCCCCUCCAGCUCCACCUGCCCCUCCACCUCCACCUACUCCUGCCCCCACCAGCUCCACCUGCCCCCUCCACCUUCACCUGUCCCCUUCACCUCCACCUGUCCCCUCCACCUGCACCUGCUCCCUGCCCCUUCACCUCCAGCUCCACCUGCUCCCUGCCCCCUCCACCUACACCUCUCCACCUGCCCCUCCACCACAUACCUCCAGCUCCACCUGCCCCCUCCACCUCCACCUGCUCCCUGCCCCCACCAGUUCCACCUGCCCCGCCACCUCCACAUGCCCUCCAGCUCCACCUACCCCUCCACCUCCACCUGCUCCCUGCCCCCACCAGUUCCACCUGCCCCCUUCACCUCCACCUGCCCCCUUCACCUCCACCUGCCCCCUCCAGCUACACCUGCCCCCUCCAGCUCCACCUGUCCCCUUCACCUCCACCUGCCCUCCAGCUCCACCUGCCCCCUUCACCUCCACCUGCCCCCUCCAGCUCCACCUGCCCACUUCACCUCCACCUGCCCCCUUCACCUCCACCUGCCCUCCAGCUCUACCACCUCCACCUGCCCCUCCAGCCCACCUGCCCCUUCACCUCCACCUGCUCCAUGCCCCCACCAGCUCCACCUUCGCCCUCCACCUCCACCUGCCCCUCCACGGUGGCCUUUCUCAAUAGCAAGGCUAUGCAAGACUUUAUAGGCAUGGGAAACAUAUGUUAA
Oncorhynchus nerka (sockeye salmon) is the source of this 2304-nucleotide messenger RNA. RefSeq lists its product as uncharacterized. The transcript has 2 exons. The record is from RefSeq and is a predicted model, not a curated record. The annotation marks the transcript as partial. Lineage: Eukaryota; Metazoa; Chordata; Actinopteri; Salmoniformes; Salmonidae.